Molecule: messenger RNA, 1893 nt
Organism: Epinephelus lanceolatus (giant grouper)
Lineage: Eukaryota; Metazoa; Chordata; Actinopteri; Perciformes; Serranidae
Source: RefSeq, a predicted model, not a curated record
UCAGUCUAUCCAGGUUCGACCCUCCUGCCAAGCGACCGUCUGUUCCUGCGGGGGUUUUAUUUGUCUGGAUUUUCUUGCUAAAGCCCAAAUAUUUUUUUAUUUGAUCACUUAUUUAAGGAUUUAUUCUGUUAUUUACUGAUCAAGAUGGGCUGCGCUGGAUUCACCUGUUCCAAACAAUCCCUGUGCGCGCUCAACAUCCUCUAUGUUUUUAUGGCAUUGCAGAGGACGUCCUGUCUUUGUGUGUUUGCCUGCAACCUCAGAUAGCUCAUCGCUCCUUUCUCAGCCUUAACUAUAGGGGCUGCAAACUCGAAUGUAUUGAGGACAUCAAUGGCUUGAGGAUCCGCUACUGUGAGUAGCAACGCGAUUUUCCUGGCAUCGGAUUCAAUGUCCAGUCCAAUGGCAGCUGUGUACAGUUCAAACUGUUGUUUGAAAGACUGCCAGUUGCUGUCCACAUUUCCCACCAGUUUCUUGAGCAAAACCGUUUCUUGACCUGUCUGUCACUCCAGGCAUGUGCACAGAUAGACCCCAAGUGGUGCUAAAACCCUGCCCUUUUGGCCCCUGAAUGGAUAAGUGCUCUUUAAGCAAGACUGUUUUUUCCUUUCUUUUAAUUUAAAUUUGGCCCAUGGUAUCAAUUCAAAAUUAAAAGUGUGUCUUUCUUUGUUACAGUCAGUUAACGCACACAAAGUGAGCGCCCUGAUCUGGCUUCAUGGACAGCCAGGUAACGAUGGUGAGCCUGCUGAUGAUCGGCAUCGCAGCAUGGGGGAAGUGGUUCGGUCUGGUCUCCAGUUUCCAGGUGGUGGGAGGUAUCAUUGGUGUUGGCGUCUUCCUCUUCUUUGUGGCCCUGGCUGGCCUCAUUGGGGCCAUGAAGCAUCACCAGGUCCUGCUCUUCUUUUACAUGAUCAUCCUGUUCAUGGUGUUUAUUGUGCAGUUCUCUGUCUCCGCUGCCUGUUUGGCCAUCAACAGAGAGCAACAGGAUCACCUGCUGGAGGUGGGCUGGAAUAACUCUCAGAGCACUCAGAGGGAUGUGGAGAAGAGCCUCAACUGCUGUGGCUUCAAACAGGUGGAUCCAAACAUCAGCUGUGACGCUGCUUGUUUCCCCAACCACUCCUGUUUGCCCUGUGCAAAUAAGAUCCAGGAACAUGCUGGAGAGGUUCUUCGUUUUGUAGGAGGAAUUGGACUCUUUUUCAGCUUCACUGAAAUUCUGGGAGUGUGGCUCACAUAUCGCUAUAGGAACCAGAAGGACCCCCGAGCCAACCCCAGUGCUUUCCUGUGAGACAGCACCAGCUUCAGCCCUUCUCACCUCUCCACCUCUAUGGACUUUCACUGGGCCUUAACUGUAAAUACAACACUGACUUAAGUGUUUCUACUGACAGCUGCAGCCAUGCUGUUAUUAUGAUGUGCUUGGUUUUUCAAGAGUGAAGUGUGUUCUGAAAACAAGUGGUUAUGUUUGAAGGAAGAACACAUCUGUUGCCUCUAGUGUGACAGCUCUGCCUAAGAAAAGUGUAUGAACAUAUACAGUUAGUACACUGAGCACUUGUGUGUGUAAAAAGAGGCAAUAUUGUCUACAGCAGUCUGCUGUAUAUUCCAGAAGUAUUUAUGCAGCCUGCCUGAUGUUGACCCUGAACACUGUUUUAUUCCUUUGGUUGUUAUUUCCUUGUCAGCCCCAAUGAAUGCAACGAUGUCAACUGCUACUCUGCAUAUUGAUAUGACUACAUUAUUUUGAAAGUAUGAAUACUGUGUGAGAAUGUGUAUGUGUGUGUGUGUGUGUGUGUGUGUGUGAGUGACUCUACUGCAGAUAUGAGCUACUGUAUGAGAGCUACUGUUUUGAUUGUGUAAACCACCUGUCUGAGCCUUUGUACUGUAAACCGCAAUAAAACACUGAUGGAAGAAGGA